Molecule: messenger RNA, 2984 nt
Organism: Pollicipes pollicipes
Lineage: Eukaryota; Metazoa; Arthropoda; Thecostraca; Pollicipedomorpha; Pollicipedidae
Product: AFG3-like protein 2
Exons: 16
Coding region: 308-2671 (787 amino acids)
Biological process (GO): mitochondrial protein processing
Cellular component (GO): m-AAA complex; membrane
Molecular function (GO): ATP-dependent peptidase activity; metalloendopeptidase activity; ATP hydrolysis activity
Source: RefSeq, a predicted model, not a curated record
UGAUUUGUUGUUUAAUGAAUAUCAGCAUAAAAACAUCUUGCUCUGAACGAAGGACAGUUCUUUGAGCGAGCCGAAAUUUCGUCAGGAUUGGUCGGUCCUACCAUUACACCAUUGCAUUAUACAACAGCGGGUGUGUCGCGUGCUGUUGUUGGGAAGUGGACGGGAGUGACGCGUGGGGCGCUUGCAGAGAAAACCCAAUCGCUUCUGCUCUUUAGUCUCGUGCCAUGUAAAGGAAGUGUGUGCAACCAAUCCAAAGACAGACAGUAUCGCCUCGGUAGCUCUCAACCUGUCAACGGGGCCCUGCACGAUGGCUUACAGAAUACUGGGGACUUGCCGCGUGUUAUGCAGGACGAGCGGGUUUGCCCGUAGUCCUUGCGAUGGGAUGCACAUGCUGCCACUAUCCAGGCGCUCGCUUGCCCACAUCUCGUCCCGGUUCGAAGCACUGCUGGGUGGCCAUCUGCGCCGCUGCAAGCCGCCUGAAGGCUUUGAGAAAUAUUUCAAGCCCAAGAAUGGCGGUGGCAAGGAGGCUGCUGGAAAGGAAGGCAAGGCGCCACCUCCGCCGCCGCCACCAUCCCGCAGCAGCGGCGGCGGGGGCGGUGCUGGCCGCAAAGACGCCGCCAAGGACCCCAUGUGGUCGUUCAAGAUAAACUUUGGCGGGCCAGGAAUGAAGGGCAAGCCCGGCGACCAGGGCAGCAGCGAGCAGGCGCGCAUGGUGCUGUAUGUGGUGGCCGGCUGCACGGUGGUGGCGCUGGGCGCCGCCAUGUACGACGUCGGCUACAAGGAGAUCACGUGGAAGGAGUUCUCCAACAGCUACUUGGGCCGUGGCAUGGUUGACAAGCUGGAGGUUGUCAACAAGAAGUGGGUGCGCGUGCGGCUACAGCCUGGCAGCAACAUCGAGGGAGCCACGACGCUGUGGUUCAACAUCGGCUCGGUGGACGCGUUCGAGCGCAAUCUGGAGAACGUGCAAGCCGAGAUGAGCAUCGAGCCUCCCAACUACGUGCCGGUCGUCUACAAGCAGGAGCUGGAGGCCAGCAGCGUGCUCAGCUUCCUACCCACGCUGCUCAUACUCGGCUUCGCCGUCUAUAUGUUUCGACGGGGUGCGACCAUGAUGGGCGGCGGCGGCGGCGCCGGCGGCAAGCGCGGUGGCGGCCUGUUUGGCGGCGUCAUGGAGUCCACGGCCAAGCUGAUCAACCCGGAAGAGAUCGGCGUCAAGUUCAGGGAUGUCGCUGGAUGUGAAGAGGCCAAAGUUGAGAUAAUGGAGUUUGUCAACUUCCUGAAGCACCCGCAGCAGUACAUGGAGCUGGGAGCCAAAAUUCCCAAGGGAGCCAUGCUCACAGGCCCUCCUGGUACGGGUAAGACGCUGCUGGCCAAGGCGACAGCCGGCGAGGCUGCUGUGCCCUUCAUCAGCGUCUCUGGCUCCGAGUUCCUCGAGAUGUUCGUCGGUGUCGGCCCCUCCCGGGUGCGCGACAUGUUCGCCCAAGCUCGCAAGCACGCGCCGUGCAUCCUCUUCAUCGACGAGAUUGACGCGGUGGGCCGGAAGCGAGGCGGCCGCAGCCUGGGCGGCGCCUCCGAGCAGGAGAACACGCUCAACCAGCUGCUGGUGGAGAUGGACGGUUUCAACACGACCACCAACGUGGUGGUGCUGGCGGCCACCAACCGGGUGGACAUCCUGGACAGCGCGCUCAUGAGGCCCGGCAGAUUCGACCGGCAGAUAUACGUGCCGGCGCCCGACAUCAAGGGCAGGGCGUCCAUCUUCAAGGUGCACCUGAAGGAGCUGAAGACGGAGCUGGACAAGCAGGAGCUGGCCCGCAAGAUGGCCGCGCUGACGCCCGGCUUCACCGGUGCCGACAUCGCCAACGUGUGCAACGAGGCGGCGCUGAUCGCCGCUCGCGACCUCAACGACAGCAUCGUGCUCAAGCAUUUCGAGCAAGCCAUCGAGCGCGUGGUGGCCGGCAUGGAGAAGAAGACGCAGGUGCUGCAGCCGGACGAGAAGCGCACGGUGGCGUACCACGAGGCCGGGCACGCCGUGGCCGGCUGGUUCCUCGAGCAUGCUGACCCGCUGCUCAAGGUAUCCAUCAUCCCGCGCGGCAAGGGCCUGGGCUACGCGCAGUACCUGCCCAGGGAGCAGUAUCUCUACACCAAGGAGCAGCUGCUGGACCGCAUGUGCAUGACCCUGGGCGGCCGCGUGUCCGAGCACAUCUUCUUCAACCGCAUCACCACCGGCGCGCAGGACGACCUCAAGAAGGUCACGCAGAGCGCUUACGCCCAGGUGACCCAGUUCGGCAUGAACGAGCGGGUGGGCAACGUCAGCUUCGAGAUGCCACAGCCGGGCGACAUGGUGAUCGACAAGCCGUACUCGGAGGAGACGGCGCAGCUGAUCGACAGCGAGGUGCGCUCCAUCAUCUCCAGCGCCUUCGACAAGACGAUGGCGCUGCUCACCAAGCACAAGGACGACGUCGAGAAGGUGGCGCUGCGUCUCCUCCAGAAGGAGAUCCUGGCGCGAGACGACAUGAUCGAACUCCUCGGGCCGCGCCCCUUCAAGGAGAAGUCCACCUACGAGGAGUUCGUCGAGGGCACCGGCUCGUUCGAGGAGGACACCCAGCUGCCCAAGGGGCUGCAGGACUGGAACCGGGAGCGGGAGCCGCCCCGGCCCCAGUCGAGCAGCUCGUGAGGAGCCGGCCGCGCCGACCCGCUAGCUUCCGUUGUGUUUUGUGAUACGGACGGCCUGUGUGGUACCGCGCGGCCCGCGGAGCUGGCGCACCCGGCCAGACAGGCCGCGCGCGGCUAGGUGUGCUGUCAGGGAGUGCAGUGCUAGUCCUUGCCCGACUCAGGGGGGCAGGAGUUGUCGGCACGCGUGAGAGAAGGCGCUGGCUGUGUGUGUGUACGGUCUGAGAAUGGGUGUGCAAUUUACAGGCCAGCCGCCUUAUUGUGCGUAUUUUUGAUCGAUUGUAAUGCAUUUCGCGAAUACAAUAGGCUCCACCCUG